CCCAGGCGAAGAAGGCCCGCUUGUUGCGGACAAGCAAAGGUUUUAGUUCUUAGGACGGGUGAUUUUCAUUCGAGCCGUGAUAGUCCGCGAAUGGACGCGAACCUCGAGAAUGCUCUUCAGGAAGGGAAGCUCAGGCGGCAGAUCAAUGACUUGAUUGUAGCCCAUCUUCGCGGCGACAAUCUCAAUCAGGCUGCUUCUGUAGUUGCAACGGCUACUAUGACUCCAUUGACCACCGAGGUUUCUCCUAAUAGGCUGCUUGAGCUUGUUGCCAAGGGCAUUGCAACAGAGAGAGAUGAGGGAUUAAAAGGACCUUUUUCUACUGCACCUCUUGAUGCAUCCACAAGUUUAUCUUCAGUGCCAGUUAUGGCCAGUGGUAUUGAUUUCAGUGCCAUGCAGGAUGUGAAAGGCUCAUCUAAGAAUUUCCCAAAACACGAGACCAAGCAUAUUUCUGAGCAUAAGAAUAUUGCAAGGUGUGCAAGAUUUAGUCCUGAUGGGCAGUAUGUUGCCACUGGGAGUUCGGACUAUUCAAUUAAGCUUUUUGAGGUUUCCAAAAUUAAGCAAAUAAUGGGAUUUGAUGCUCGAGAUGGACCAAUUCGUCCUGUUAUUCGGACAUUUUAUGACCAUGCAGAGCCUAUCAAUGAUCUAGAUUUUCAUCCACAAGGCACGAUAUUGAUAUCCGGUGCAAAAGAUAACACCAUAAAGUUUUUUGAUUUUUCAAAAACGGUUGCAAGGAAAGCAUUUAGGGUCAUUCAGGAUACUCAUAAUGUGAGAUCUGUAUCUUUUCAUCCUUCCGGGGAAUUUCUUUUGGCAGGUACAGAUCAUCCUAUUCCUCAUUUAUAUGAUGUUAAUACCUUUCAAUGUUAUUUACCUUCCAAUUUUCAAAACUUGAAUACGAAUUCAGCCAUCAAUCAGGUUAGAUACUCUUUAUCUGGUAGCUUAUAUGUGACAGCCUCAAAAGAUGGCUCUGUUCUUUUGUGGGAUGGGGCGACAGCACAAUGUGUACGACAGAUUGUUGGGGCUCAUGGAUUGACAGAGGCUACGUGUGCAAGUUUUACAAAAGAUCAGAGAUAUGUGCUCUCUUGUGGGAAGGAUUCUACAAUAAAACUAUGGGAAGUAGGAACUGGAAGGCUUGUAAAGCAGUAUUUGGGAGCAGUUCACACUCAAUUACGCUGUCAGGCUGUCUUCAAUGAAACUGAGGAAUUUAUUCUAUCCAUUGAUGAACUAAAUAAUGAGGUGGUGAUAUGGGAUGCAUUGACUGCUGAGAAGGUGGCAAGAUGGCAUUCCAAUCAUGUAGGUGUGCCUAGAUGGAUAGAGCACUCUCCAACUGAGCCAGCUUUUGUUACCUGUGGGAUUGAUAGGUCUGUCAGAUAUUGGAAGGAGAUAUCGUGAUAAUCUCAAGGUUAUUCGUAUUUCACUCGAUCACCACUUUUCUCCUUGGGGUUUUCUAAUUCUCCUAAAAGUUCUCCCUAGUACUGAGUCGUACGGUUCAAGUUCUGCAGCUCCCGAACUACACAUUCAAAUCUAAAGACUUAACUAAUAGGACAGAUAUCCAGUACUUGAAGCACUCAAAAAUAUUUUUAAUAUUGUAGAUUUUCUUUUAAAUAGACACACUAUAAGUAUUCAUGUUUGUUUUGAGGGCUGUUUUAUUAUUAAAUUAUAUGCAGAAGGGAUUUUUAGUUCUAGCUUCUUGAUAGAACAUGGGAUGUUGUAUUUGCAGAGGACAUUCAUAUCUUUCUUAUUUAGUGAAUUGGCACUCUUUUUUGGAA
Phalaenopsis equestris is the source of this 1766-nucleotide messenger RNA. RefSeq names its product cleavage stimulation factor subunit 50. The transcript has 15 exons. Gene Ontology annotation, biological process: mRNA 3'-end processing. The coding region runs from base 91 to 1389 and encodes 432 amino acids. The record is from RefSeq and is a predicted model, not a curated record. NCBI's taxonomy places the organism in Eukaryota, Viridiplantae, Streptophyta, Magnoliopsida, Asparagales, Orchidaceae. Gene Ontology annotation, cellular component: mRNA cleavage stimulating factor complex. Gene Ontology annotation, molecular function: RNA binding; protein binding.